UCUCCGUGGGCGCUGCACGGAGCUGCAUGUCUGCAGCGGCUACCUGUGGUCUCUCAAGACGGGAGCCCCAUAGAGGAAGAGUUCAUGGAGCUAAUGCACCUGAUGGAGUUAGAGAGAAGUCUGCUCUCGGACCACGAGCUGAGGCUCCUGGAGGAUGCUGCACUGAUGAGCCGGAAACAAGAAGAGGGUUAUGAUUCAGAUGAGGAGGAUUAUAGGGACAACGAAAUUGUUACAGCUCAAGAUCUGGAAGAUAUUUGGGAACAGAAACCGAAGCAAUUUCAACCAGCUCCGAGGUCACAAGGUUUAGCAGACAGCCUGAUCUUGUUGGCGAAGAAGGAUGUUGGCAGUCAAAAGCUUUGGCUCCUGCCUCAGAUACAGUGGCAGACGGGAGAGACUCUUCGACAGACGGCCGAACGUGCCCUUGCAAGUCUUCCAGGUGCUGAUAAAAAGGCCACUUUCCUUGGCAAUGCACCCUGUGGAUUUUAGAAAUAUAAAUACCCAAAGGUCAUUCAGAAAGAGGGCAGUGUUGGAGCCAAGGUGUUCUUCUUCAAAGCUGUGCUGUCCAGCCAUAAGCACUUACCCCUAGAGAAGAAUUCAUUUGCUUGGGUAAAAAAGGAGGAACUCCAGGACUUCCUGAAGCCAGAGUACCUGAAACAAGUCAGACGUUUCAUUAUGGCUCUGUAAUAUGGGAAGACAUGGACAUAAUGGAGAAUAUGUUGGAAAGCAGAGGCACAAGUUUAUGCUUUUCAUAUUUUUUGGACUAUGAUUCCAUGAGUUUGGACCCUAUUCCAUCAGAUGACCGCAACAAUCAACAUGAGUGAUGUUCAGAUUGUCAUAUUGAUGUUAUACAGUAUGUUCCAUAUACUAUAUUGUAUGUAUUUAUCCUGCUUGUAAAUGAAAAACUUCUGACAAUGUAUGCAAUAUUAA
Molecule: messenger RNA, 927 nt
Organism: Sinocyclocheilus grahami
Lineage: Eukaryota; Metazoa; Chordata; Actinopteri; Cypriniformes; Cyprinidae
Product: 39S ribosomal protein L46, mitochondrial-like
Exons: 4
Cellular component (GO): mitochondrial large ribosomal subunit
Molecular function (GO): structural constituent of ribosome
Source: RefSeq, a predicted model, not a curated record